Molecule: messenger RNA, 1020 nt
Organism: Aspergillus japonicus CBS 114.51
Lineage: Eukaryota; Fungi; Ascomycota; Eurotiomycetes; Eurotiales; Aspergillaceae
Exons: 1
Coding region: 1-1020 (339 amino acids)
Biological process (GO): regulation of transcription by RNA polymerase II
Molecular function (GO): DNA-binding transcription activator activity, RNA polymerase II-specific
Source: RefSeq, a predicted model, not a curated record
AUGCUAUCACUGCCACCAUCACCUCCACCUAUCAACACCUCCCCUCAACACCAUCCCCUCUUCCUCAACUGGACCACCUCCACCUGCCACUCCAUCGCCCGCACUCCGAUCGACCGCCGGAUCUGGCAAACCGUGAUCCCGCAACAAGCCCUGGGAUGCCCGUACCUCCUCCACGGCCUCCUCGCCAUCUCCUCCCUCCACCUCGCCCUGCAGCAACCCAUCUCACCUACCCAGCGCCACCGCAAAAGCAGCCUAAUAACAGCAGCAGAGCACCACCAAAGCGCCGCAAUCACCCUCCUCACGCAAGCCCUCCCCAGCACCACCAACAACAAAACCACCACCUUCGCCCUCUCCUGCCUACUAAUAGGCUUCGCAUUCGCCUUCCCCCUCGCAACCGCAGAACCCACCUCCCCGGGCCACCCCUCUAUCAACCACAACCCACACCCCGAUCCCCUCGACGACCUCCUGAACAUCUUCACGCAUAUCCACAAAAUGAUGGCCUUCUCCACGCCGACAAUCCCGCACCUCCGCACAACCGAGAUGGGGGAUCUUCUCCACCUCCGCCUCAACCACAACGACCCUAAUCUGCUCCCAACCUUAUCCCAACCCUCCCACCAAGCAAUCACAACCCUCCUGCAGCACCUCCACAACAGUUCCCCCACCUCCUCCAACUCCGAGGAAUACCCCAUCUACCAAACAGCCAUCGCCCACCUCGCCCACCUCCUCGCCGAGCGCGAUGACGACAACGACCCCAAAGAUCUCGUCUCCGCCAGCUUCCUCUGGAUCUGUGCCCUGCCGACCGGGUUCCUCGAGCUCCUCCGGCGCCGCCGGCCGCUGGCGCUGGCCAUUCUGGCGCAUUACUGCGUGGUGCUGCAUGCGCUGCGGCAGCGGUGGUGGAUUGCCGGGUGGGGGCGGCGGGUGUUUCAGACGGUGGAUGGCAUCCUCGAAGAAGAAGGGGAAGAGUGGAGGGUGGCGUUGGAGUGGGCUUGCAGGCAGAUUGAGGGGGCAGGAAGGAAGUAG